This is a messenger RNA of Owenia fusiformis, 1388 nucleotides long. Lineage: Eukaryota; Metazoa; Annelida; Polychaeta; Sabellida; Oweniidae. The record is from the annotation of a GenBank genome assembly.
CUUACAUUAGAAGUACAAAUAUGAAUGAAUACUAGUUUAUAGAUGUUGCAAAAGUACUCAACUCUACAUGACCCAUGUUGGCUAAUUACUCGGAAAAAACUCAGACAACGAAUAUGCAACAAUAUUUGAAGAUAGUGCUCAGUCUAAUUUUAUUGCUGUGGAUUAUGAUGAUGGUGACACAUAUGUCAAUGUCACAACGAUUCUUAAUAGUACAAUUACAGCCAAACAUAACAAAAACGAAAACCAAACCGGAAAUUGCGCCUGCACAAAGGACUAGGAAUUUUACGAAACCAUUUUUGUAUAUAAUAAAUGUCAAACAAUGUGUAGCCGAACAUUUGACUGUUGCGGAUAUGCUCGGAAAUCCUGAGACUUUAGAUGUACUAGUGAUGAGCUAUGGAUCGCCUUGUAAUAACGCAAAGCGAGAAUUACGCCAUUUUGUAUAUAGUUAUGCCCCAAACACAACUUGGACAUCCGGAAGAAAUGCUGCAUGGUCGUACACACAAAAACAUUUUGAACAGUAUAAGUAUUACAUUUUUAUGGAUGAAGACUGUGUGCUACAAACAACAAUGAGCAGAAUGCUAGACAUUAAUGUCCUUGAGAAAAUACGAACAUUGAAUAUGCCCAUAUUAAGGCAAUUUGAAUUGUUUUUAUUAGAAACACAACCUGCAGUGGCGGCACCUUUCCAUGCAGAUAAUGCAUCAGUUUUUAUCCGUGACAUUUUAUUAUGUUGUCCCGGACACGACAACCCAAAUAAACUAUGGAACCUUCCGGAGAGAAUUCCAAUGAAUAAAUUUGAUCCAAUAUUUGCUGCGUUUCAUUGUCAGGCAAUAAAGUAUAUAAUGCCACUGAUUACACAAUUCGACACCAAGAAUUGGUGGAUCGCUGGGCAUUAUCUCCAUUUAAAAUCAUACUAUUAUUUUCAUCGCCAGCUUGUACGAUAUACUCCCAUGACAGUGAUCAACCCCAUGCAUACAAAUUAUCCCAAAUUUGGUGGUCCUUCCGAUGUAGAUUUAAUAAAGAUUAUUCAAUCGGAAGUCCCAGAUGCUGUCAAAAAUGCAACACGAUUCACAGAUGACGCUCGAAGAUGCCUCUCACCAAGAUAUUUUACAGUUCAUCCAUUGAUGCCGUCUUUUGAACUGGCUGAGAUUAAUGACACAAUAGAACCCUUCAAGUAUAUUUAACAAGUCAAACCAAUGAAACAAGAUGUUACCAUUGCAAAAUGUCAUCACCUGGUUACAUAACCAUUUGGGACCAUCCAGAUUUUGUAAGCAAUUUGGGCAAUUAAAUUUUACUUGUUUCAUUCAACAGUCCACGAUUGCUUAGUUUUUUGUAUCAAAUGCACUGUCUGUAUUGAUAAAUCUAUAAAAUCAGAAAUAAAAAAAAUGAAA